GCGUUGAGUCGUCAGAGAGGGAGGAACAACGUUAUAGCGCUCAGGACGGAUUUUUAUUUUAAAUAUUAAUUUAAUUUUUUUUUGUGGGGGGAAUUUUUUCUCUGCUAAAUUUCUACAGAAACAGGUAGAGAUGCCAGUUGUGCGGUUUCAGGUUGGAGAAACUGUGAUGGGCCGCUGGCCCGGCAGUAACCUUUACUAUGAGGUCAAAGUGUUGAGUUACUCUGUCAAGUCUCAGCUCUACACAGUCAUCUACAAAGAUGGUACAGAACUGGAGCUGAAGGAUGCAGAUAUCAAGAGCGUGACUGGAUUUAAGCAGGGCUCUGGCCGCUCUCGGUCUCGCUCUCGCUCCCGUUCUCCAGCACGUAGUCGGCGAAGUAGAUCACGCUCUCCGGCAAGAAUAUCACGUCGCUCUACAUCCCAAACCACUGAGACACGCAGAGAUAAACUUAAAGAUGUACUGGAGGUGCGCCUCACGCCUGUGACAAUGUCACUGGUGAACAAUAGCAACAAUGAGCAUGAAAAGAAAGAGGAGAAUGACACGGCUAACAAAGUUGUUGAGGUAAAGGAGGAAACUGAGAACCAGGUAAGUGGCCGCUACAAUCUUCGUCGCCGGAAGGACCAGGGUGAAGAGCGACCGAUAGAGAAGAAGAAGCCAGUUGUGCUACUGGCCACACCACAGCAGACCAGCAAGACCACUGAACUGCAGUUUGGAGGAAGGAUUGGUGUAUUGUUUUUGCUGCUGCUGCUUCCUGUGGUGGUGCUGGCACUGCUUAUUCUCUGUGGCCAGAAGGAUUCUAGUCUCCUCAGCUUUCCUCACAUGCUUCCUCCACUUGACUCUCUCUGGGACUGGCAGGUUUUUGGCAUCACAAUCCUUUGGCUGCUCUUCCAGGCUGUCCUCUCCCUGCUCCCUAUUGGCAAGGUUGUUAAUGGGAUGCCUCUAAAAAAUGGAAAAACACUGAAAUACAGGAUUAAUGGGUUUUAUGCGCUCCUCAUCAGUGGUAUAGCAGUAGGCGCUGGCGUAUACAACGAAGUGGACCUUGGCUACAUCCACGCUCAUAUCCUCCAGUUCUACACCUCAGCCCUGCUCAUCUCCGUCCUCCUCAGCAUCUACCUGUUCGUCCGUUCCCGUUGGGCCUCUGAUGAUGAGCUUUCUCCAGCUGGAAAUUCCGGUUAUGUGAUGUAUGAUUUUUUCAUGGGACGUGAGCUGAAUCCACGAAUCAAAGAUUUUGAUAUCAAAUUCUUCUGUGAAAUGCGUCCUGGACUUAUUGGUUGGCUCGUGUUUAACUUUGCGAUGUUACAUGCCGAGAUGAAACUACAGAAUCUUGACAUCCCUUCCUACGCCAUGCUGCUUGUGAAUGGCUUCCAGAUGCUUUGGGUUGUUGAUGGCCUUUGGCAUGAGGAGAAACUUCUAACCAUGGUGGAUAUAGUUGACGAUGGCUUUGGGUUCAUGUUGGCUUUUGGAGAUUUGGCCUGGGUUCCUUUUACUUUCACUUGUCAGUCAUACUACCUUGUCAGUCACCCCAAUGACCUGUGUGUGUUUUGGAUUGUUGCCAUCGUCUUACUGAACGCAAUUGGCUACUACAUAUUCCGGAAAGCCAACUCUCAGAAAUUUGCUUUCAGAAGAAAUCCAAGCGAUCCAACCUUGUCUCAUCUGCAAACAAUUCCAACUACAACUGGAAAGAGCCUCAUUGCUUCUGGUCUGUGGGGUUUUGUCCGUCAUCCGAAUUACCUCGGAGACAUCCUCAUGGCACUGGCUUGGUCCCUAACAUGUGGUUUUAAUCACAUAAUUCCUUAUUUUUAUCUGAUUUACUUGAUCAUCCUUCUGGUGCAUCGGGAGGCACGGGGUGAGCAUCAGUGUAGGAAGAAAUACGGCUUGGCGUGGGAGCAGUAUUGCAAAGCGGUGCCUUACCGCAUCUUCCCCCGAGUGUACUGACAACACACUCGCAUGUUUGGGGGCAUACAAAAUUUCCUGUGGAGAAUCUGAAUGAAAAUAAUUCUAAGAGUAAAAGAAGAAGAAAGUAAGGGAGCGUAUCACUAAGUGACUCGGCAGCUAUUUGGAUCAGAGAACAAAAAGUUUUAAUUAAAAUUAUUUGUAAAAGAAAAAGAUUUUGCCCCGGUUAUAAGCUCUCUUAUGUAUAAUAAUGUACAUACACGUUUUUCUACUCAAGCAAUUUCUGCCAUAACCUUUCCCCAUAUAUGAGCUUUUCAACCAUUUGUUUUACCUUUUUAUUUCUCAGCGUUUUUCUGCAAUACGUUAAGUUUUAAUGCGUUUGUAUAUUAUGUCUGAUUGGAUAUUAAGUGAUAAUUGUAUGUAUUCCUCUUUUGUCUGUCUGUCUUUUUUUUUUUUUUUCCCUGUAUAGUGAAAACCGUUAUGUCUCAGGACCAGUGCUCUUAUAAGAAGAAAAUUGGACAAAUAAUUUUUUUAUAUAUAAUUUAAGGCAAAUUGUUUUGAAAUUAAUUUUACAUGCUCUGUGUGAAAAUGUUCAUUUUAGCCUGAAUGCUUAUUAAGUUACAUAUUGCUUAUUUUAUUUUGUUCCGAAAUAGAUGAUUUAUUAUUUUUUAUUAUUUUUUAAUUUGUUAUUUCUUGUAAUAUAUAUGAUGCAUGGCACCAAAUAUCACAUUUCUGGUUUUAUUUGACUGAAAUCUACCUUUGCAAACAUCUUUAAUGUAAGAAGAAACAUAAAAGGGAUGAAUGUUUCCAGUGUCUUGUGGUAAUGUUGGUGAAUUAGGCUGAUGAGAUGUAAAUAAACUGCUGAGAUGUUUUAAUGUCA
Molecule: messenger RNA, 2771 nt
Organism: Tachysurus vachellii
Lineage: Eukaryota; Metazoa; Chordata; Actinopteri; Siluriformes; Bagridae
Gene: lbr
Product: lamin B receptor
Exons: 14
Coding region: 131-1933 (600 amino acids)
Biological process (GO): sterol biosynthetic process
Cellular component (GO): nuclear inner membrane
Molecular function (GO): oxidoreductase activity, acting on the CH-CH group of donors, NAD or NADP as acceptor
Source: RefSeq, a predicted model, not a curated record